AUGUUGGUCGAUCAACAGCCAAUGGCGUCUCAAGCAGCCCAUCUUGUGACAGUGAUAAGCGCGGUUCUUCUCUGUACUCAAGAAGCCUUCUUGGUGACAACGGAUGAUAGCUCAGCAGCAACUGGCCACGCCGAAAAGCAGGUAGAAAUCAAUAUAUAUGCCGAUAGCAGACGCCAGGAGCCACAAGAGAUCACUCAAGCCGCCGCCCUUGAAAAAUACCCCUGA
Messenger RNA from Chaetomium globosum CBS 148.51, 225 nucleotides. RefSeq lists its product as uncharacterized. The coding region runs from base 1 to 225 and encodes 74 amino acids. The record is from RefSeq and is a predicted model, not a curated record. The transcript has 2 exons. NCBI's taxonomy places the organism in Eukaryota, Fungi, Ascomycota, Sordariomycetes, Sordariales, Chaetomiaceae.